CAAUGUUAUAAUUUAAUAUUAGAUCAUAAUAGGUUAAAUUGUAUUGUGUAAUUGUUACUAUGUGGCAUUUCAUCAGACCUGUUUUAAUUCGGACAAACUGUUAUACAUUACAUAAUGGUCACCAGCUGAAAGCAUUUGACAGAACGUUUAUGUUCAGAACCUUUAAGACCGGCACUGGAAAACCUAAACAAGGAUUGUCUAAGAUUAAAAUUGCUCUUAUUGCAGCAGCAGCUGGUAUUACAACUGGAACUGUUUAUUCCUUCUUCAAGACAAAUCAACAAAAGUCAGCAUUGUUAAAUCCAGUUCAGGGAAAUACUGUAACUUUAUUGGAUGAAUUACCUAAUGUUAAAAUUUCCAAACAAGUAAGGUAUCCAACAGACUCUUCUGGGCUGAAAAUAAUUUUGUUCCAAUAUACUACUUGCCCAUUUUGUUGCAAAGUUCGUGCCUUUCUGGACUAUUAUGGUAUUUCCUAUGAUUUGGUAGAAGUUGAUUCAGUUUUUAGACAACAGCUUAAGUGGACAGACUACAAAAAAGUUCCUGUAGUACUUGUUAAAAUUGGUGAUAAGUAUAUACAAUUGAAUGACAGUUCGAUGAUAAUAUCAGCGUUAACAUCACAUCUUAACGACAAAGAAGUAUCUCUCGAAGAAGUCAGUAAUUAUUAUCCGAGCAUGUCAUAUGUUGAUGAUGAUGGAAAAAUAAGAAAUGAGAUAUUAAAUCGAUAUUAUUUAAUGUUCCAAAGGAGUAUUGCAUCUGAAUCAAAAAAUGAAAGUCUUAAUCAGGAAAGAAAAUGGAGGCGAUGGGCUGAUGAGGUUCUCGUUCAUAUGCUUUCUCCAAAUGUUUACCGAACUACAGAAGAAGCACUUCAAGCUUUCAAAUGGUUUUCAGAGAUUGGUGAAUGGGAUAAAAAUUUUAAUGCCGUCGAAGAACUGUUUGUUGUAUACAUAGGCGCCUUAGCUAUGUGGAUGAUUGGUAAACGUUUAAAGAAAAGGCAUCGUCUUAAGGAUGACGUCCGUCUUUCAUUAUACGAGGAAACCAAUAAGUGGUUAAAGGAAGUGAAGAAGAAGGGAAAUCAGUUCCAUGGAGGGAAAAACCCAGAUUUAGCAGACCUAGCGGUGUUUGGUGUACUUAACAGUAUUGAAGGAUGUAAUGCAUUCAAAGAUCUGCUAUCCAAUACAAGUAUUGAUAAAUGGUACUCGGCAAUGAAAGAGCAGAUCAGUCAACAGGCUGGGACACCUUUACUUGUUCACAGAUAACAUAACUUCUCUGAACAUUUACGAGGAUAUAACCUCCCAACCUGGUAACAAAGAUAUUAGAUGCAAUUUAUAAUACGACUCAUUUCUGCUGUUUAUAUUUUGUUUGUUUUUCACCAAUGUAAAUAAGAUACUUUUGUAUUGUUGAUAAUUUUAAUGUUGUAUAUUAAUCUUCUUUUUAAAAAAAU
Messenger RNA from Nezara viridula (southern green stink bug), 1438 nucleotides. Lineage: Eukaryota; Metazoa; Arthropoda; Insecta; Hemiptera; Pentatomidae. The record is from the annotation of a GenBank genome assembly.